AUGGUCAUCAUGCCUCCAAAGAACAUCAGCACCGGCGCAUACUGGAAAGAAGACCCUACCGACGCGCCACACAGAGACGUGGAAACGGAUUUCGAAACAGGCGAGUCUUCCGAAUCCGAACCCCCUACCAGUCACAAGAAAUUCACCACUUCCGAUAAUCUAGAAGAUAAUCUUGUCACAGUAAGUCACGAUAGUACGCCCAGCUCUACCGCCAGCGAUGUUGCACUGAAGGCUCCUUUUGAAGAUACCAUGGAAGCGCAAAAUCUUGACCGUCAAGGACGGGAACAAGGUCUAAGUAACCAAGAAAAAAAGGAAAGACCGGUAAAUAUGCUGGGCAACGGUACUAGCGAUGGAGAUGCGAAGGAGACAAGCAAGGAUAAUGAGGAUGAUGGUGAGAACCGAAGUGAGGGAAAAGGCAAGGGCAAGAAGGUUUAG
This is a messenger RNA of Alternaria postmessia, 435 nucleotides long. RefSeq lists its product as uncharacterized. The record is from RefSeq and is a predicted model, not a curated record. The transcript has 2 exons. Lineage: Eukaryota; Fungi; Ascomycota; Dothideomycetes; Pleosporales; Pleosporaceae. Bases 1 to 435 code for a protein of 144 amino acids.